AUGUCUUACUACUACAAUGCUCACCAGCAACAUACCACGACGGCAACGGCGCCCGCUGUCAGCCACUCCCACCACGGUGGCCGGAGUCGGCGGGCGCCUCGCCUAUCCGUGUCCCAGAACACACACAAGCAGCAACAGCAUCAUCAGUACCGCCAGAUUCGCUCAAUCAAGGAGAUGACCGACAGCUUGAACCUGACCGCCUUCCGCGUCAAGUUUGAGGCUGGUCGCUCGUUCGACUUGGAAGACGAUAUGGAGUUCUGCCCGUCCUUGCUGACCGAGAGCGACUUGGUUUCUAUCCACAGUGCCUCCUCUGAGCGGUCUUCGCUGGCAAGUAACUCUCCGGAGCACUCGCCAUCGCAACCUGUCCAGGCGGCACCUGCAUUCUCCCUCAACGCAUCAUCUCCUUCCUUCACUCUCCCCGCGCUGCAGCAGACACAGCAGCACACCAUGAAACUUCACCAACCCGCCGCCACCCGGGCCCGCAACCCCAUUCCCAUUGUCAACCCUGGCUCCCGCCCCGGCUCCCACAUGAGCAUGGCUACGCCCGUUCAGCCGUCGGUGUCCCCCAGUAUGCGUCUCCCGCAGCAGACGAUUGGCACUGUCUGGUAA
Sporothrix brasiliensis 5110 is the source of this 609-nucleotide messenger RNA. RefSeq lists its product as uncharacterized. The record is from RefSeq and is a predicted model, not a curated record. The transcript has a single exon. Bases 1 to 609 code for a protein of 202 amino acids. Lineage: Eukaryota; Fungi; Ascomycota; Sordariomycetes; Ophiostomatales; Ophiostomataceae.